Messenger RNA from Coffea arabica (coffee), 1750 nucleotides. Its product is annotated as putative clathrin assembly protein At4g40080. NCBI's taxonomy places the organism in Eukaryota, Viridiplantae, Streptophyta, Magnoliopsida, Gentianales, Rubiaceae. Gene Ontology annotation, molecular function: SNARE binding; 1-phosphatidylinositol binding; phosphatidylinositol-4,5-bisphosphate binding. Gene Ontology annotation, cellular component: clathrin-coated pit; clathrin-coated vesicle. Gene Ontology annotation, biological process: clathrin coat assembly; clathrin-dependent endocytosis; vesicle budding from membrane. The record is from RefSeq and is a predicted model, not a curated record.
AAAAUGAAAUCCAUCUUAUCAUUCUUUGUAAGCAGAAAAGUUCCAUACAGAGACUUCAUCAAAGGUCACUCGCUAAAAUUAUUAGCAAAUCUCUGUCCCUCUCGCCAAAAAUGGCUCGGCCAAGAAAGCUGCGAGAAUUCAUAGGCCGCCUCAAAGACAACGCUUCACUAAUCAAAGCAAACUUAACCACAAAACGCACCGUUUCUUCGAUAAAAAUCUCCAUCCUCCGCGCCACCAGCCACAGCUCCACCGCCGCCCCACCGGAGCACCAACUAGACGCCAUCCUCAGCCUCGGCCACGAUGUUAAUCUUCCCCUUGCAUGCGCAUGCGUUGAAGCUGUCCUAGACCGUCUUCACAACACUCGGAGCCCUUACGUGGCACUGAAAUGCCUCUUCAUCCUGCACAACAUCAUUACCCACGGUUCCUUCAUCCUCAAGGAACAGCUCUCUCUCUACCCUUUGACCGGCGGUCAAAAUUCUCUCAAGCUUACGAGGUUUAGUAACAAAAGCAACCUUGAAAAUUGGGAAUUGUCCCAAUGGGUCCGGUGGUACGCUAGUGUUUUGGAACGUAACUUGAUCACUGCCAGGAUUUUAGGUUGCUACCUCUGUUGCACCUCCUCAUCUUCAAAGUUUCAAGAAAAUGGAAAUAACAAGAUUGCUAUUCGACCACCAGACUGCGAUUUACUGAAAGAAAUUGAUUCUCUUGUGUGCAUGGUUGAAGGGAUUUGUGCUGCACCUGAGUCGUUACAUUACCAAAGAUUGGAUUUGGUGCACGAAUUCAUGUUAUUGGUGAGCGAGGACUAUCGUUUUACUCAGCAUCAAAUUAUCACGAGACUCAAUGAGUUAGGUGACCGGACGGCGAGGAUGAGCUACGAUGACUUGGCCGAGUUGAUAUGCUGUUUGAAGAGGCUGGAGGACUGCAGGAUGAGGCUAGUGGAAAUGUUUGCAAACAGGAAAAGAAACGAUGAAUUUUGGGAUUUGGUCAGACAAACCAGAGUGGGACUGGAGGAGCUGAAUGAGAAGCGAGAUAGAGGAAGAAUGGUGGUGUGGAAGGGAUGGAAAGAUGAAACAACUGAGCUAACUCGGUUUGUUGAUCAGCGAGUUAUGGGAACGAGUGAGAAGUCUUCUUGAAAUCACAUGGCAUUUUUGGAUGCUUGUUGGGGGUGUUACAAGACUGGAUUGGAGCUACUGCUUGGCUCAUCUACAAUUAUAAAAGACCCCAAGUGGUGCAAAUGCUUCAUAUUGUGAAAGACCUCAAUUAUUGUUAAGUUAAUGAGGUGCUUUAGUCCCUAAGGUAUGAGAGCGCCUUAGUCUUUGAAAUCUGUCAAAAAAAAAAUUUUAAUUCACAUUGUAGUCUCUAAAGUAUAAAAUUUAAUUAUCCUAUAUAAGUAUAAAAUCUGUCUUACUUCUGUCAAUGAUUUACUUAAGUGAGACAUAUUUUAUGUUUUAGGAAUUUAAGUGUCUCAUUUAAAAUUUUUGAAACCAAAGUGAAAAUUUAUGUACAGUUGAAUGGUGCAAAGUAGAAUUGAUCCGUAUUUAUUUAACAAUCACUAGUGUUAAAAGUUAACGUCUCUUUCAAUAUAUUUGCAUGCAAUACUGGCUGUAUGAAAUAUCGUGGUUACUUGACAUAUAAGCAAAUAUUUACCAUUUAAUCAAGUAUAAAGGCCAUUAUUUGGGAGGGAAAGUUGGAUUGGAUGAUAAGAUGUGAUGGAUUGUAAAUAGGAGAUUCUGAAUUCAUAAUCUCCCACUUA